Aspergillus affinis is the source of this 2094-nucleotide messenger RNA. RefSeq lists its product as uncharacterized. The record is from RefSeq and is a predicted model, not a curated record. Bases 1 to 2094 code for a protein of 697 amino acids. The transcript has a single exon. NCBI's taxonomy places the organism in Eukaryota, Fungi, Ascomycota, Eurotiomycetes, Eurotiales, Aspergillaceae.
AUGUUAUCACAUCUCCGACUCCUCUUUGUCCUUUCGUCGUUAAUAUCAUCUUGCCUUGCACUCAGCGCCAACGAGCCACAGCCGACAGGAGCGGUCGCUUCGCCAGUCGAUCGUGUUCCAAAUUGCGCUGCAGACUGUACUAGAGAAUUCAUUCGGACGGACUAUCCCAACAAUGCAUGCUCGCAAGGAUUGGAUCUCGAAUGUCUUUGCAGGACGAAUACGAACAGUGGAUAUACUUUGGGAGAGGCUGCCUUGCGCUGUAGCCUCGCUUAUUGCGUUUUGGAGACGGUGUUGCACUCAACGGUCUACAGUAUCUGUGAUGUGGUAGUAGGCGCUUUACCACGGACGCAUGCUACUAUCACUGCUACAAUAGUGACCACGACAACGACGUCUCUGACGAGUACGACAGCCGCUCACACAGAGACACCUUCUGACCUAGGUACUCUCAGCACCUCCCUCAACACCAGCUCAACUACCAGUUCAACUACUUCAGCACCCUCACAGUCAACUACGACCCACAUAUCCACCACUCUCACUCCUUUCGAGAGUCCUAUAUCAAUCACCCACACCACCCUGCACUCUAGUACUACGAAUGAUCAGACACCCUCCACGAGUGCGGCAUCCUCUAACGAGAGUCAUUUGAAACCCAGUGCAGUUAUAGGGGUCUCUGUGGCUUCGGGGGUGUCGGGGUUUUUAAUCAUUGGGGUUAUCAUAUUUUGUUGCUGCCGGAAGGCCAGACGAAGGAAUCAGCAGGCCAAAGACAACAACUUCUUCGAGAUUGGCGGUGUCAUGUCAGAACCCCACGACUUUUCUUCGCCACCGAGACGACCAAUUCCAGGGCCUAGCAACCCGUCAUCUCGUACAAUAAAUGAGGACUCACGUCCUGCGAGGCUGAUGUCCCCGUUCGAAUACCGGAAUGAGAACCCAGCGGUUGUUGUUACUGGACCAGACGGCGAUCGUAACAACCGCCACUCGAGAAGAAUUAGCCCUAGCAAGAUUGGAUUUGCAUUUUCUUCAAAUUCUGAAAAUGAGGCCUCGCCGAGCCAGUCCUCACAGCGGACCAUCUCCGACUUGCUGCCAGAGAAGCCUGCAUACGAUCUUUACCCCCAACCUCUGCGAUGGAGUCAACAGAAAACCCCCAGGCCCGCUAGUGGCGCGACACUGUUCGAGGAAGACGUCGUCAGGCCGAGAGGGGGUCCCAGCGCCCCAACUCCGUUCAUGAAUUCCUCUGCCUUGCCAGCUCGAUAUAAUUCCUCGCGACAGUACAAUGGGGCUCCGAUAGCAGGGCUGCCUGAUAACCCGCGUGCCAUGAUGCAUGGAUUUGAGGGACGGCAUAAUGGUACCUUAACCCCACGGAAUUCUGCCUCUCGGAAAAAGCCUAUAUAUGCCGACUCUGGUGCUGGGGUCCACCAUCCACGCCAGGCUGACAUAUAUGACGCCUCGUCGUAUCAUACCAAAUGUGAUGACCUCAUGUAUCAUGACAAUUAUGUUGACAAUUAUUGGCAACAACCCGAUCAUGGAUACUUGGGUGGUGCAGGCAUGCCGUCGCCCCGCAACAUGAAGCGCCGCUCACUGCCGCAGUCAAGCAGCAUCCCAGUGAGCAAGCCGAGCGGCGAGUUUGAGACGAUCAACAUCAAUGAAAAUUCGGGAAGCCGCCGGACCUCGCGUCACUCGGGGAGCUUCAGGCCACUUUCCCCUCUAAAAGAAGUCCGAACACCCACCAAUAUCCCACCCAAGCGUGAUUACUUUCUUGGUGACGCACCUGUCAAUGAGUCUGAGGGUUCGCGCUCUACGGCUGCCGGCCCAGCCCAUGAGAUAGUUUCUCGGCCCCGGAUUGUGCGGCAGGAUGAUAUAAAAAGGGUUCAGGUUCGUCGAGGCAAGCCACAGCCUACCGGACAGACUGUCCCGAACGACUACUGGCACGAAAAUGAUCGUGGUAUCCUAAUACCCGAGCCCAACUCUCACGGUCUAGUGAGCGAUUCUCGCUAUCCGAUCGAGAGGAUGGGUCGGACAUCGACGAUAAGAGCCGUGCCAACCGAACGCAACUUGACACCGUCCAGACAUGGCACCGAUCUGAUACUCCGCGUGGAUUGA